GCGGAGGAGAGACUAAUUUCUCAGCUCAGCCAAUCAGAGGCAGUGAUGAAGCGCCGUGGCGCUGACGUGUGAAGGAGGCGGGGACUGGUAACCUGGUAACCGCUCUAACAGUGCUGAUAGGAUGGCGAUGCGGAAGAAAGUGAAGUCUAAAGAGAGCAACAAAUUGGUGAUCGCAUCAGUUGCCUUUCAAGACCACAUAACACGGAGCCUGCUGCAUCCAGAUUUGUCGCUUUCUGACCCUUUCCCGAGACAUAUCAGAAAAACAUCCAGAGAUGCCCACGCAAGAGAAAGAGUGAAGGGUCCGCAAAGACGAGAUGGACAAGGAGAGAGAGAAUAUGUGCUUGAUCCUGAUCCACCUUCUUUAAUGUUAGCUCAGAGGUUGGGUUUGGUGGCCUCCCCUGGAGAGAGACUGACAGAGGAUGAAUGGGCUCAGGUCAAGGCGAGGUCUGUUCAGCAGGAGGAAUCAGCUCAGCCCUGUGCAAUAUGCAGGGAGGAGUUUCGCCUUCAGCCUCAGGUGUUGCUGUCUUGCUCUCACGUUUUCCACAGAGCAUGUCUGCAGGCUUUUGAGAGGUUUUCUGGGAGGAAGUGCUGCCCGAUGUGCAGAAGAGAUCAAUAUGAAACACGGGUGAUCCACGAUGCAGCUCACCUUUUCAGACAUCAGUGCGCCACCAGGAUUCAAGCAUACUGGCGAGGCUAUAUCGCUCGGAAAUGGUACAGACAUAUUAAUAGAACCACCUGCCCAAAAGACAAAAACCUGAGACGCAAGUUCUUUGAAGCAAGGUUGCAGGAGUUGAAUGACAGCUUUGUCCGAUACUGUCACACCGACACGGAGGCUUUUCUGAGUGAUAUCGACCGCUCACUGUCAUCAAGCAGACGAGUGUUCCAGCAGCUGGAGAGAAAGAGCAUCUCCGAACCUCAGGAGAACGACUGGGACCGAAUAAAGAGCCAGAUUAUCCAGAGAGGCGUCUGGGACUGCCCCAUCUGCCUGACUGCACUGUGCAACCCCAGCAUCCCAACGCAACCUGAUGAAUCCAACCCUCAACAACGCAGGCGCACCGUGCUGCUGUCCUGUUCCCACCUUUUCCACCAGCUCUGUUUGGAGGCCUUUGAGACCUUCGCUGCCUUCACUGAGGAUAGGAGACCUACAUGUCCGUUGUGCAGAUCAGCCUACCAUAAAAAACUAAUCUAACCAGGUAACUAUCCUGUAAGCCUAAAUACUCUUUACUGCAUCAUCGUUUAGUGGCAGAAAUCGCCGACACAGUUACGCAUGUUGCAAACUGUCCUUCAGUGUCUAGCAGAGUUACAUGACAAGCUCAGCAUCUCAUGUCUAAGGCAAUUAGCUAAACUCAGGUUAAAAAUGAGCAGGAGGAGAAAACGGCUAGUGUCUCUCUACAAGUUAAAUAAGACAUGAAUCAAACCACAACCUGUAACAUGAACCUACCACCUCUCAGGGUUACUGAACACAUCGCACCCCUCAUGUUUAAUCUGCACAUAAACAAGAAAUGUAAAAAUGACAGUUACAUUGUGCAUUAUUUGCCAAACAGCAGCCAGGCAGACUGUAACAGGCAACCGAACGUUGUUUGACAAGACAUAAUUACACCCCAUUAAACCACAAGCUGUCAUCUUUACAUUGUUUAUUUGUGGAUUAAACAAGUGAGAUGUUGUGUGUUAGUGAGCUUUAGGGGUGCUGAUAAGUUGUUUGUUUGUUACCUUUGGACAGAACCAGGCUAGUUAAUUCCCCUGUUUAUAGUCUGUAUGCUAAGCAAAGCUAAUCACAUCUAGAUCCAAAUGUUAAGGCAUAAACAUAAGCUCUUCUA
Molecule: messenger RNA, 1817 nt
Organism: Amphiprion ocellaris (clown anemonefish)
Lineage: Eukaryota; Metazoa; Chordata; Actinopteri; Pomacentridae
Gene: rnf32
Product: ring finger protein 32
Exons: 7
Coding region: 122-1189 (355 amino acids)
Molecular function (GO): metal ion binding; protein binding
Source: RefSeq, a predicted model, not a curated record